UCCCCCACCCAGCCGCCACCCCUCUCCUCUCGCUCUCUGUUCGGCUCACCAGCAGAUCCACUUAAUCCGGCCGGCACCACCCCCGCAUCCCGGACGGCCAGGCGCUGACCCCGCCUCCCCCGAGCUGGGUGCCGCCCCUGGCCCCUGGCUCCUGGCUCCCUGAGCACCCCACGCAGACACCCAGCCUCCACCGAGGCCCAGAUCCGGGCGAUGCCCCGCGCGACCCUGCUUCCUUGAGGGCCGGGCGUGGAGGAGGCAUAUCCGGUGCAAUCACCGAACUGGUGAAAGCACCGUGAAAGCAAACUAAAAAGGUCUUCAAAAAAUUCUGAAAAAAAUCAUGAAUGUACAUCUCGGUCUACCCCAUCUACAUAUAAAAUUUCACGAUCAAAUUCAUCUUACACUUGCAGUUACAAAAAAGACAAAUUUUCUGACAAUCAUUAACGUUCAAAUGCAGCCCAAAUUUGUCUUUUUUGUAACUGUUAGAGUAAGAUGAAUUUGAUCAUGAAAUUUUAUAUGUAGAUGGGGUAGACCGAGAUGUACAUUCAUGAUUUUUUUCAGAAUUUUUUGAAGACCUUUUUAGUUUGCUUUCACGGUGCUUUCACCAGUUCGGUGAUUGCACCGGAUAUGCCUCCGGGCGUGGACCCGCCUCUUCUGAGCCGGGCGCCGCCCCCACCGGCCGCUGCCGCCUGCACGCUGCGGGGGAUGCCGCCGACCGCGGACGCCGCCUGUACACCGUCGCGGGAUGCCGCCGACCCCCGCCUCCUGCACGCCGUCGGGGGACUCCGCCGGAGGCCAUCUCCAGAUGCCGGCCACUGUCUCCACAUCGAUGCCCCCCAACUGGAGACCUACCCCGAGUUCUCCUCCCUCGAAAUCUUCCCGUAUAUCCCCUCUCGCUGUGAAGCACGACAUGCACAGGCAAUGUAUGCUGAUUUUGGAAAAGAACCGCCUGCAGAGCUGCUGUCCCGUCUAGAAAAUAUUGAUGCACGUCGUCAACAGGCUGUUGGCUCAUCACAUGGAGGCUCUCACUCAGUUGAUAGGCGCGAUGAAAGCGACGAUGAUGACACUUACAAUGAAAGCGAUGCCGACAAUGACGACGACGACGACGUCGAUGAUGAUGCCUCCUUUGAAGGAAAUGAUGAAGCCAAUCCCUACCUAGAAGAUGACGUUGAUGGCGAGCGACCCAUCGAAGGAGAUGCUGAUGAUGAGAGAGCUGUCGAAGGCUAUUCAUGAUUAGUGACCAUGACUGUGACCUCAACUAAAGCAAGCAACCCCUACUGACUGGAGGAUGUGGUGUUGACUGUUGGCUUAUUUUGGUAGAUACUGCAUAUGCUAGCCAGAUCUUUUGCUAAUGUAUUUUGUGCAUGUGAUGUGACAUGUAGGCAUGAUACAAUAUUUGCCACAGAUUAUAUGUAGGCAUGAUGCAUGCAUAUGGCAGACAUGUUUGCCUUUAGCUAUGCAUAUGGACUUGUGAUGAACUAAUGGAUGUAUGAUUUAUAUAUUGCUUCAACGAUCAUAUAAUCCAAUUUGGAUCUAUAUUGAA
Panicum virgatum (switchgrass) is the source of this 1540-nucleotide messenger RNA. RefSeq lists its product as uncharacterized. Lineage: Eukaryota; Viridiplantae; Streptophyta; Magnoliopsida; Poales; Poaceae. The coding region runs from base 535 to 1230 and encodes 231 amino acids. The transcript is spliced from 3 exons. The record is from RefSeq and is a predicted model, not a curated record.